Molecule: messenger RNA, 1131 nt
Organism: Erigeron canadensis
Lineage: Eukaryota; Viridiplantae; Streptophyta; Magnoliopsida; Asterales; Asteraceae
Product: binding partner of ACD11 1
Exons: 5
Coding region: 95-892 (265 amino acids)
Molecular function (GO): RNA binding
Source: RefSeq, a predicted model, not a curated record
AGUAAUUGAUAUAGUAUCAUAGUGACAUCAUACACGGAACCUCACUUGGAUAUUAGCCUCUUUUCUUUCCCCCAACCAAAUUCUGAUAUCAACCAUGUCGGUAAGAACUGUGAAAGUCAGCAAUGUUUCCUUGAGUGCUUCUGAGCAAGACAUCAAGGAAUUCUUUUCGUUUUCUGGUGAAAUUGAAUUUAUUGAUAUACAAAGUGAGAAUGAGCGGGCUCAAAAGGCAUUUGUCACUUUUAAGGAUAGUCAAGGUGCAGAGACUGCAGUUCUACUAUCGGGGGCAACAAUAGUUGACCAGUCUGUUACUAUUGAUCUUGCACCAGACUACACUCUCCCACCUUCUGCAAUUACAUCUUCAGCGCAACAACCCACGGCAACGGAUCAACAAAGUGGGGGCGUUGCUGGAGCUGUUGUUCAAAAGGCAGAGGAUGUAGUGAGCAGCAUGUUGGCCAGAGGGUUCAUACUGGGAAAAGAUGCAGUCAAUAAAGCCAAAGCUUUUGAUGAAAAGCUUCAGUUUACUUCUACAGCUGCUGCAAAAGCCGCCGCAAUAGACCAAAAGGUUGGUCUCACAGAAAAAAUCAGCAUAGGCACAACACUUGUGAACGAGAAAGUGAAGGAUUUGGAUCAAAAAUUCCAAGUGUCGGAGAAGACCAAAACCGCCUUUGCGACAGCAGAGCAGACAGUGAGUGAGGCAGGGUCUGCCAUUAUGAAAAAUCGCUAUGUGCUGACAGCUGCCUCCUGGGCUACAGGAGCUUUCAACAAAGUCACAAAAGCUGCUGAAGAAGUGGGACAGAAGACCAUGGAAAAAGUGGCAGUGGGAGAACAAUCAGGAAAGAUCGAGUCGACUCAGCAAGAACCACCUGGUUCCCCGAAAGCCACUACUAGCUGAGCAAGAACACCACCUGCGCGGCUCCACUAUAGUUUAUUGUUUCGUUCAAGUGGUAGGCUGUAGAUUGUGCAAAACUUUUUGGAUUUCAUGGUAUGAAUUGAAGGAUACAUGAUGUUACUUGCUUAUUAGUAUUAGUCAUAGCUGAAAGUACAUACUGUUGCUUGAAAAUGCUAAAACAUGUGACUUAGGUUGCUUGAUUUGUUUUUAUGUUACAUAAAAAUCCUACCUUGCACUGUGGA